This is a messenger RNA of Fulvia fulva, 1638 nucleotides long. RefSeq names its product Putative amidase. NCBI's taxonomy places the organism in Eukaryota, Fungi, Ascomycota, Dothideomycetes, Mycosphaerellales, Mycosphaerellaceae. Bases 1 to 1638 code for a protein of 545 amino acids. The record is from RefSeq and is a predicted model, not a curated record. The transcript has a single exon.
AUGCGUCUCCACUUGCUGACCACGCUCUUGAGCAUUCUCGUCCUCGGAUCUGCUCGGAGUCUCAAGUGUGGCAGCAGCAACCAGUUCCCGGACCUCCUCGACGCCGAGCUGGAGGAUCUAGUGACUGGACUUGAGGCAGGACUAUGGACCAGUGUGGACCUAGUCAACGCGUACACCGCACGUAUCGUGGAGGUCAACAGCACUCUGCAUGCUGUCACAGAGCUUAACCCAGACGCCCUGGCUAUUGCAGAGGCAAGUGAUGCAGCACGCAAGAAUGGAUCCAUAUGCGGUCCUUUGCACGGGAUACCCAUACUGAUCAAGAACAACAUUGCAACCGACGACAAGAUGAACAACACGGCUGGAUCAUGGGGCUUGCUGGGCGCGACGGUUCCGCGAGACGCCACUAUGGCAGCGAAGCUGAGGAAAGCUGGAGCCGUUAUUCUUGGGAAGACCAAUCUAAGUCAGUGGGCCAAUUAUCGCUCCGACAACAGUAGCAAUGGAUGGUCAGCAUAUGGUGGUCAGACAUACGCAGCCUACUACCCCGGCCAAGAUCCCUCCGGCUCUUCAAGCGGAUCUGGUGUAUCAAGCUCAAUCGGUCUUGCUCUUGCAUCGCUCGGCACUGAGACAUCAGGGAGCAUCUUGAGCCCUGCUGAUGUCAACAAUCUGGUCGGUAUUAAGCCCACGGUCGGCCUCACUAGUCGCUAUCUCGUGAUCCCAAUCUCGGAACACCAAGACACGGUCGGGCCGUUCGCAAGAACGGUCAAAGAUGCGGCUUAUGUGCUGCAGGCUAUUGCUGGGCAGGAUCCUAACGAUAAUUACACAUCGGCCAUACCUUUCAAUGGCAGCCUUCCAGACUACGUCGGUGCCUGCAAGUACGGCGCUUUGUCCGGCGUGAGGAUCGGCGUAGCAAGGAAUGUUCUCGAAAUCUGGGCUAGGUAUACCGACGCUACUGUACUCGCAGCGUUCGACGAAGCAGUAGAGCAGAUCCGCAACGCUGGAGCUACGAUUGUCGACGCCAACUUCACGGCCUUCGAAGCAUGGCAGAACGAUAACAACAAUACCCUGACAGGAAAUGCAGACUUCCUCACGGGUCUGGCGAAUUACUUGAGCGAACUUGCCUACAAUCCUUAUGGCAUCGAGAAUCUCGCAGAGCUCGAGAACUUCACUCACAGCUUUCCCAUCGAAGACUGGCCUGAGCGGGACACAGCCAUCUGGGAGGGCGCUCUUAAUCAGACCUGGAACAACUCUGACCCUCGUUUCUGGCCGGCAUACCAAGCGAACCUCUUCUAUGCAGGUGAGGGCGGCAUUCUCGGAGCUCUGGAGAGAACCAACACUAGCGCAGUGUUACUACCGACGCAGCUCAGCCCGUCUAUCCCAGCACUCGUCGGAAGCCCUGUGAUAACUGUCCCUAUGGGCUUCUAUCCCGCCGAUACUAACGUCACCAUGAACGGAUUUGGGAAUCUGGUAGCGUCAGCACCGAACAUUCCCUUUGGGCUGUCUUUUAUGGGUGCCAAGUUCAGCGAGGCGGAUCUUAUUGGGUUUGCGUAUGCCUAUGAGCAGAGGACGAUGCAUCGGUACGACGUGAAGCCGUACAUCGUGCCUAAUAUUGGCUUGGCGGAUGUGAUUAGCACGAAGUGA